Messenger RNA from Chiroxiphia lanceolata (lance-tailed manakin), 1917 nucleotides. It is a transcript of the gene HRH2, whose product is annotated as histamine receptor H2. Gene Ontology annotation, cellular component: membrane; dendrite. Gene Ontology annotation, molecular function: neurotransmitter receptor activity; G protein-coupled serotonin receptor activity; histamine receptor activity. Gene Ontology annotation, biological process: positive regulation of vasoconstriction; chemical synaptic transmission; G protein-coupled receptor signaling pathway, coupled to cyclic nucleotide second messenger. The coding region runs from base 526 to 1629 and encodes 367 amino acids. The transcript is spliced from 4 exons. Lineage: Eukaryota; Metazoa; Chordata; Aves; Passeriformes; Pipridae. The record is from RefSeq and is a predicted model, not a curated record.
AACUGAGCCACGCACACUGGAGAAAAGUUGGAGGCAGUGCAGCCACUGAGGGCUCCCACCCGCUCGAGGGCUGUGGGAAAGCAGCACCUUUCCCAGGUUGUCCUUGGGAGGUGGCAAAGCUCUGUCCCUGCUGGAGCACUGCUGACCACUGUCACCAACCAAUCAUGCAUAGAGCAUGAGAGCCCACAACACAUAAACCCAUGGUUGCUCAGAGGAAAGGAGAAGGCAGGAGAGGAAAAGGAGCAGUUGAGAGCCACCAGCAGCUGACACAGGUUAUCAGCUCCAGCACUGAGCUCCCAGAUGGGGCCGAUGAGUACAAGUGAGUUGCAGGGCCACGUCGUCCCCCAGGCCAUGUUAUUCCCAGCACACAGGGCUGAGCAUGCAAAGUAACUCUGCAAUGUUCUCCAAGGUCCCUGUAGACCAAGGGUCACUUUAGGAAGGUUUCUAGACCUGCCUGAUAGAGGCUUACUCCAAGUAGCUUCAGAGCCGGUGAGAGCGGGACUGCUCCAUCCAUGCAGCUACACCAUGGAUCCAUGUUACAACCAUACAGGCUCUCAAGAAAGGAUGGACUUUCCCCUGCAGCUGCUGGUUGGGUCCUGCCUUGUCAUCCUCAUCGUGAUCACUCUCUGUGGUAACAUCAUUGUCUGCCUGGCCGUCACCCUUGACCGCCGGCUCCGCAGCUUGACAAACUGCAUCAUCGUCUCCUUGGCCAUCACUGACCUGCUGCUGGGUCUCCUGGUGCUGCCCUUCUCUGCCUUCUAUGAACUUGCCAAAGAGUGGCCCUUUGGCAGCACUUUGUGCAACAUCUACAGCAGCCUCGAUGUCAUGCUAUGCACGGCUUCCAUCCUCAACCUCUUCCUGAUCAGCCUGGACCGUUACAUCGCUGUCACCACCCCACUCCGCUAUUGCCAGCUGGUCACUCCUCCCCGGGUGGCUGUGGGUUUGGUUGUUAUUUGGACCGUUUCACUGAUGGUCUCCUUCCUACCAAUCCAUCUGGGCUGGAACACCAAUGGGACAACAGUCCAAAACACGGUCCCCAUCUGCAACAAGGAGUGCACGCUGGAGGUGAACCCUGUGUAUGGAUUAGUGGAUGCCUUGCUCACCUUCUAUAUCCCUUUGGUCAUCAUGUGCGUCACCUACUACCGGAUACUCAAGAUAGCAAGGGAGCAAGCCAAGAGGAUAAACCACACGUGGUGCAACACCCCCAUGUCACCCAUGGUGAAAGAGCACAAAGCCACUGUGACACUAGCAGUGGUGUUGGGAGCGUUCAUCGUGUGCUGGUUCCCCUAUUUCACCGUGUUCACGUACCGGGGGAUGUGGGGAGACAGCAGGGUGAAAGGCACACCCAUGUCCGUUGUCCUCUGGCUGGGCUACGCCAACUCAGCCCUGAACCCCAUCCUCUAUGGGACACUCAACAGGGAUUUCCGAGUGGCAUAUCAGCACUUGCUGCACUGCAGGAGGACAGGGGGUCCCAGGAGCUCCUGCCUGCCUCCCCUACAGAAGGCCCAAUCCAGAGGCGGGCAGGGCCAGGGCAGGCAGGAGGGUAAAACCCUGAAACUGGAGAUGAGGAAUGAGAAGGGGAUCCUGCUGACCGAUGGAGCCCGCAAGAGCACCAGAGCUCUCCCAUGAGUCUCAGCCAGCCUGCUGCCCUAGGACUCACAUCUCUUAGCCUUCAACUCCUGGCUACCCUCUUCCAAAAUCCUGUGUAUGAGGUCAAAAGACAACACUCAGCUUUCCUCAGCGAAAAACUCAACAGCAGAGGCAAAGGCUGCAGGGAUCCCGACUCUGGCACGUGGCAUUUACUCCAUCCCCAAAACUGCUGGAGAGGCCUCUGCCCACCCAGGUUUCUUCCCAGGAGGGUGGUAUAUUUGAAGAGCCCUUGGAGAAGCUGCAGAAGAGCCUCUCCCCUGCUCUGUC